Thermothielavioides terrestris NRRL 8126 is the source of this 2549-nucleotide messenger RNA. RefSeq lists its product as uncharacterized. Gene Ontology annotation, biological process: DNA-templated transcription; regulation of DNA-templated transcription. Gene Ontology annotation, molecular function: zinc ion binding; DNA-binding transcription factor activity, RNA polymerase II-specific; DNA binding. Gene Ontology annotation, cellular component: nucleus. The record is from RefSeq and is a predicted model, not a curated record. The transcript is spliced from 4 exons. Lineage: Eukaryota; Fungi; Ascomycota; Sordariomycetes; Sordariales; Chaetomiaceae. Bases 393 to 2456 code for a protein of 687 amino acids.
GCUGCCGCCGCCUCCCGCCUCCCAUCCCUCGCUUCCCGAGGUUGCAAGUCCGCCCAAGCCUUUUUUUUUAUUUUACCCCAAUCGACUCCCCGUCCUUCGUGGCCUUCCCUUUCUUUCUCCCGCUCCUCCCAUCCCGACCGGAGUCGCGCACCGCACCGAGUGGCCCCUUCCCCGGUCUCCCUCGAAUUUCUUGGGAGCCCGUUCCCUCGUGCAGCAUCGGCCUUCCAAGUUCAUCCGUCCGGCCCUGGUCCGGACCUCCCAUUUUGUUCUUCCGGCACCCAUCAUCGGUCUCAAUUCGGCGCGCCUUCUAGUCUCCCAUCGCCACCCGCUUCAUUUCAAACUCGCCACCUGCUCUCAAUAGAUUCCGCAAGGCACAGGAGACGACAUUCGCAAUGUCGGCGGUCGUGCGAUCGACGGCCCUCCGUGCUGGCGGCGCCUGCGUGCGCUGUCGCAAGGGCAAGACCAAAUGCGUCUACGAGAACGGCAGAGCGCCGUGCAAGAACUGCGCAAAGGGCAUGCACGAAUGCUAUUUGCCAUCUGAAUCCAUGAGCCACGGCGGCCACGGGGUGUCGCCGGCUCGAGUCCAGCAGCGAGCGCGCGAAUCUCUGCCUAGCGAGCGGGCUGUCUCAAGCACGUCAGGCGACCGUCAGGCGCCUCCCGCCACGACGGUGUCGCGUCAUGUCUCGACGACAACUGAAAAACUCACUCCCGAGUUGAUGCAAGAAUGCGAACGUGUCAUCACGAAGACGCUCCCAGCAUGUGUGGCCUUCCAUAAGCCCUCUUUUCUUCAGCAGCUGAAGAAUGCGACAAUGGACCCCACGAUGGUCAAUGCACUCCUUGCUACCGCAGCCCGGCACUCGCCGGCCAUGAUUCGCCGGUACGGUGGCCAUGGGGGCGGCUCGGCCGCUGCCGAGCAUUUUGCCAGUAAGACCAUCGGGCUCAUCAUGCAGGCACUGGAUCAACCCAGCCUCGCGGAUAUCCAAGCCCUGUGCCUGCUCGUGAUCCAUGAAUGGGGCUGCCGCAACGCCGUGCGCGCCUACAUUUACCUCGGCCAGGCUGCGCGCAUGGCCCAGAUGUACCGUGUGGUGCAUACACAUCACCACCAGCCCGAUCCGGACCAGUUUCUCCAGGAUGAGUCGUUCCGGCGCACACUUUGGCUCAUCUAUGUUCUCGACUGCUUCCUCACCAGCAGCCCUGGCCGCCACCCGGCUCUCUCGUCGCUUGACGUGAAGGAUGUAUCCCUGCCGUGCCCCGACAUGAACUAUCACUUCGGCAGCCCCGUCUAUGUCCGCACCUUGAGCGGUGCUUCGCCCUCAACCAUGGCCGACCCAGCUGGCCCUCUGGGCGAGGUGGGCGAAUUCGGUCACAUCGUCUUAGCGACCAAGGCUUGGCGCAACGUUGUUGAGAUGAUGACGACGACCACCCUUGAGACCUUUUCGGAGGAACAAUGCAUGGCGCUCGAGCAGGACAUCGAGGUCAUUCGACAGUCGCUGCCGCAUCAUUUUGCGGACAAGCCUGGCCAGAUCACUCUGCACAUCACGAUGGGUAGCGGCUACACAUAUGCGAUGAUCCACUCGCUCCUCAACUGCGGCACCAUCUUCGUGAACCGGCGCCGCAUUCUCCAAGUCGUCACGGAUGAGAACUUUUCGCUCGAGGCCUGGCGCAGCGCCUCAUAUCCGCACGUUCAGGCUGUGGACCGCAUCUUUGCCGCGUCGCACAGCAUCAUCCAUUCUCUGCUGUCCCUCGAGAAUGGUGCGGAUAAGGAUAGCAUCCUCUGCUUCCCGAUCUUCAUGCUAUUCUCAGCCUUCACGGCGGGCUCGACCGUCGCGUAUCUGACACUCAAGGGGCUAGCGCCGCCCGACGUUACCGAAUCCGCUUCGAGCAUUGUUCGCGACAGUUUGAGGCUCUGCCACGAAGGGUCCCAAUCUUGGCCGCUGGUGCUCCCCUGGCAGCGCCACCUCUCUGUCAUGUCCAAGGUCCUGCGCGAGGUGAACAGCACUCCGCGCGACGCUCGCGAGUCCCGCGAAGACAGCAGACAUGCUCAACGUGUGUCGCCCUCGGUCCGGGACGACAUUGCCAGCCAAGCCGAUACAAAUCCGGACGCAAUGGACUACGACCAGGUGGCAGCCCCCAGAGCCCAUGGUGCUCUUUCUUCUGCCGCGGAGGGCCGUGACAGCGAGCCUCCUGUCCCGAGACGGCCCGGGAUCACGACGAUCAAUGGUGGAUCUGCCGGUGCGUCCACCCCGGCCACGGCUAGCCCCCCUCCGGGCCCCAUGCCGAAGGCCGAUUCCCCCGGUGCGACGUCGUCUGCGUCCAUCAGCGGCAUUCCCCAGGCGCCGCAGCCGGGGCCGGAUGUUGACAUGACGGCGAUGGAGCUCUGCGCGGCUUUUGAACGGCAGCUCUUAGAGCUCGAUGACCUGGCCGCUUUCAUGGGAGGUGGAGUGGCUCCCAGCUAAAUCACUGCUAAAUCGGUGUCCACGCUGGCAGUUUGCUUGAUAUGUCACUCUUGUGUCCCUCAUCCGAUUCGGAACCUCGGGUGUCAUCGGGAU